Raphanus sativus (radish) is the source of this 1527-nucleotide messenger RNA. RefSeq lists its product as uncharacterized. The transcript has 8 exons. Lineage: Eukaryota; Viridiplantae; Streptophyta; Magnoliopsida; Brassicales; Brassicaceae. The record is from RefSeq and is a predicted model, not a curated record. The coding region runs from base 135 to 1349 and encodes 404 amino acids.
CUGGUCCCUCAAGUCCCCCACCUUCCUCCUUCAAACACUCCUUCUCUCUCUAAAACCCCUUUCUUCCCUCUAAAGUUCCAAACUUUCCGUCUCGUUUUCUCGUAUUAGGGCUUUGCUCAGCAGAUAGCCGCGAUAUGAGGCCAAUUUGUGAAACGUGUGGAAACCAAGGAUGGAAAGGACUGCUUGUAACUUGCUCUAAAUGCCGUUUAUCCUCUGAACACCGUUACUGCAUGGACAAAGUCUCAUUUGAGGCGUCAGUAGAUUUUGUAUGUGCUGACUGUUCGAAGAGGCCGCCUGUUCGAAACAGAUUGGCUACUACGUCGUCCAUCAAAGCACCCCCUAGGAUUCAAAAGAGCAAAGCGAGGGUUGAAUCUUCAAACCCGGUUCCCAGAUGGAAAAAGAUUCCCGAAUCAUCCAAAAUGAGGUUGAUCUCGCCGGAGGAAGUCAGGAAACUUUCGUCUGGAGGCAACAACUCGACUUUCAAAGUGCCAAAACCUGUUCCAGCUCGUUCUCCAACGGGCUUACCAAAGCUUGCUUGCUUUCCAAGAUCCAGGAGUCUGAAUUCUACGGUUGUGGCUCGCAAACCCAAUCAGAUGCUCCUUCCACCUAAAAAAAAGAGUGAGCCUCUUAGGCCCCGUGUUUCGCAGAUUCGUUCAGGAGUCAUGCAGCAAUCUCCUAAAGCACAAGCAGUAGUCGAAGGGUCAAAACAGAAAGUUGGUGGUGGAGCCAAAGAUCUUGGUUCUAAAGAGAUAUGCCGAUCAAUCCUAUCAGAAAAGCUGUUGCAGUUACUUCCAUAUCGACCAGCUUUGCCCCCUAUUUGGAAGGGACGCAUUGUAGAUUCUGCUACACCAUCAGAGUUUAACGGCAUGUUUUGGGCUCAGACGGCUUCUGUAAUCCGCAAGAAGGCUUACAACGUUUCAAAGACGAUUCCUGUCGUACUCAAGGUCGAAUUGGUCCCUAUAGGCAAUCUUUUGAAUGAUUUGUUUGUGAACAGAAACCCAGCGCUUUCAGAUGUCGAGAUGUACAUUUUUCCAGAUGACAAGAACACAAUAAGGUUUAAGGAGGAACAUGCUUAUCUGUUUGAGACCAUGAAGAGACGCAAUGCCAUGAUUAGAAUCAACGUCAAGGACACACCGUUACUGAUAUUCUCUUCGAAAUUGCUGGACAAGUCCUCUCAGAUUAUCAUCCAGAUGCAGAAGAAAACAAAGAACUUCCUUUGGGGGAUUUUUCUAGUGACGAAAAAGUCAUUAGCACUCCUUCCUGGAACUUCAAGUCAAGCUGCUCAGCGUUUUGAUGAUGGAGAUGUCGUUGACAAUGCCGCUAAACGUCAGUACAGGGAGAGAGGUUGAUGGAUGCGGGUCGUUGUUUGUAUGUUGUCUCAAGAAACUUGGUUAAUAGCUUUGUUUGCUACUCUAAGAAUGUGUGUUCUUGUUUGUUGUAAGAAGUAAUAAAGUCAGGCCUUGUUGUUGUUACUUUCACCUCAUGAUAGUUCAUGUAGAUUUUGUGAGUGGUUAAAAACUGUUCUUU